CCUUUCACAUUGAGGAUGGCAAACCGAUCAGCUGUGAAAUUGAACUCCGGUCAACCAGACUUUGUGCAGUUUAACAGCCUUGCGUGUGAAACAGCAGGAGGAAAGGUGAUUUUUGCGACAGAUGAGUGGUUCGCUCCUGCACAAAAUCUCUUGAAGAAGGAGCCUGCGGUGUUUCUUGCCUCAGCUUUCACCGAGUUUGGGAAAUGGAUGGACGGUUGGGAAACAAGAAGGAAAAGAAUACCAGGUCAUGACUGGUGUAUUGUGCAGUUGGGAGUUCCUGGUGUCAUUCAGGGCUUUGAUGUGGACACAUCGUUCUUCAUAGGAAACUAUGCGCCAUUCAUUUCUAUUCAAGCUGCCUGUCUCGAUGGACUAUCUGUGCCAUCUUUAGUUCUUGAGGGAGACCGUACAGGUAUGGCUGCUUCAGAGAGCCAGUUUGAAGCGGUGGCACAGCUUCACUCAGAGAGCUGGAAGGAGAUCGUACCUGUGACAAGGCUCAAGCCUGGAUACUCUGAUUCCUGCCACAACUUCUUCAGUGUCACCUUCCCACAUCGGGUCACCCACAUCCGCCUGAACAUGUAUCCUGAUGGAGGUAUUGCGAGAUUGCGAGUGUAUGGGGUUGGACAAAGAGACUGGUCCAGUGCAUUCAGUCAGGAGGAAAUGGAUCUUGUUUCACUAGUCAAUGGCGGAGUGUGUGUGGGCUACAGCGAUGCACAUUUUGGUCACCCACGCAACAUGAUCGGUCUGGGAAGGGCUGACAACAUGGCUGAUGGGUGGGAGACGGCACGGCGCCUGGAUCGCCCGAAAUUGUUGAAAAUGGAUGAGAAUGGCAUCUUGCAGGUCCUUGGAUUUGAAUGGGCCGUCUUCAGACUUGGGCAUCCUGGGGUGAUCAGCAAAAUUGAGAUAGACACCAAUCAUUUUAAAGGUAAUUUUCCUGACUGGUGUAAAAUUGAGGCCUGUAGUUUAACCCCAGAGGAGGAACAAAUCUAUAUCAGGCACAAGUGGAAUAGUGACAAAGGACCCACAUGGAAAAUGCUGCUUCUUCCUCAGAAACUGAAGCCUCACUACAGACACUUGUACUCUGGAGAGUGUGUGCUGCAAAGUGGGUGUGUAAGUCACGUGAGGCUCGUAAUUGCUCCUGACGGAGGGGUCAGUCGGCUCAGACUCUGGGGUCACAUCAUCACCAACAACUCAACUAAUCAUCAUCAAAAGUCAAAGCUCUGACUCUUAAAACUACAGCAGAGUGCUCUGAUUGCACAGAAACACUUCGGUGACAUGGUGGUUAUUUUUAAUAAGGGCUUUUUAUGAAUGUAUAUUAA
Messenger RNA from Neoarius graeffei (lesser salmon catfish), 1316 nucleotides. It is a transcript of the gene allc, whose product is annotated as allantoicase. The record is from RefSeq and is a predicted model, not a curated record. The transcript is spliced from 11 exons. Lineage: Eukaryota; Metazoa; Chordata; Actinopteri; Siluriformes; Ariidae. The coding region runs from base 16 to 1221 and encodes 401 amino acids. Gene Ontology annotation, biological process: allantoin catabolic process. Gene Ontology annotation, molecular function: allantoicase activity.